AUGUUAUGGCCAAGAUUCCGAGCUUUAAAUGCACUUUCGCCGCCACUGAGGAUUUCGACGUCGAAAACCCGCUGUCGUCGAAGAACGCUCCGAGACAAAGAACUUUAUUUCAAGCUUAUCGAGAAGAUGCCUCACCUCACUAACCCAAAGCUCAUCUCCGCCAUGCGUUUGGUCGUUGCGUCGUUGCGACAAAUCGAGGCCGAUUUGUCGAAAAGUUUGGAAGAGAUAGCACUUGCUUCUCAGCCGACGGAUUCUAACCAGCUUGAUUGGAGGGCCCACCAGGCGAAAAAGGAGGAGGAGUGUAGAAAGGCUGUCGAAAGGGAGAGAGAGAUUUAA
Molecule: messenger RNA, 336 nt
Organism: Fraxinus pennsylvanica
Lineage: Eukaryota; Viridiplantae; Streptophyta; Magnoliopsida; Lamiales; Oleaceae
Source: the annotation of a GenBank genome assembly